GGGGCUGGGCGCGUCAGUCCGCCUACACGGGCUUUGUGUUGAUGUUCAGGCGGCGCAACAGAGCUGACAGUCCGCGGGCAGUGCAGCACCAGAAAACAGCAUUCCCGACACCCAUCCACCAUAAACAGAGGAAGAGAGGGAGAGGAGAGGACAGACGGUGUUUUGGGCGAUCUGAUUGUAAAGGGAGUGGAUCUGGACUGAAUCAUGGCCACUUCUACGUCUUGCACAGGCUCCACUUUGCUGCAGCCAAUUAGUAAAAUUAUCGAUCUGCCGCUGGACCAGGUGAACUUCGUAGUGUGCCAGCUCUUUGCCCUGGUCACAGCCUUCUGGUUCAGACUUUACCUGCAUCCCAGUAAGACCAGUCCCUUCAUCCGACAUGUGGUCGCUACCCUGCUGGGCUUCUAUUUGGCCCUCUUCUGUUUCGGCUGGUAUGCCUUACACUUUCUGGUACAGAGUGGUCUGGCUUACGGCGUUAUGAUCUUCACAAGUGUGGAGCACAUGCACAAAUACUGCUUUGUAGUUACGAUGGGAUAUCUCAGUUUCUGUCAUGUCACCAGAGUCUAUGUGUUUGACUACGGCAUGUAUUCAGCAGACUUCACAGGGCCCAUGAUGGUCAUCACACAGAAGAUCACAAGUUUGGCAUUUGAGAUCCAUGAUGGUUUGGUGAAAAGGGAGGAGCAUCUAAAGCCCAGCCAGAAAUAUCUUGCAGUCAGGAGGAUGCCCAGUCUGCUCGAGUAUCUGAGUUAUAAUUGUAACUUUAUGGGAAUCCUGGCUGGCCCGACCUGCUCCUAUAAUGAUUACAUAGACUUUAUUGAAGGCCGAGGCUACGAAUCCAAGCACCUGGAGACAAAUGGCAAAGAGAAUGGCAAAUUCAAGCAGAUCGAACCUUCACCCAAGAGGGACGUGAUUCAGAAAGUGUGCACGUGUGCUCUGUGUCUGACGAUUUAUUUGGUGAUCCACACUGCCUGCCCCACGGAGCGCGUCACCCAUGACUCCUUCAUGGCCUCCAACCCUUUCUACAUCCAGGUCUUGUUCCUCUACAUCUCCAUGCUGUCACUGAGGCCCAAGUACUACUUUGUGUGGACGUUAGCUGAUGCCAUCAACAAUGCAGCUGGUUUUGGGUUCAAUGGCUAUAACACAGACGGCACCCCAAAAUGGGACAGAAUAUCCAAUUUAAGAAUACUUAACAUCGAGUUUGCCACCAGCUUCAAGAUGUUCUUGGACAACUGGAACAUACAAACAGCCCUCUGGCUGAAAAGGGUGUGUUAUGAGCGCUGCCCGUACAAUCCCACAGCCGCCACAUUUCUGCUGUCUGCCAUGUGGCACGGAGUUUACCCUGGGUAUUACCUGACCUUCGUCACAGGCAUCGCUGUAACAAUGGCCGCGCGGGCAGUAAGACACAACGUGAGGCAACACUUCCUGGGCUCAUCCACACUCAAGCUCGUUUAUGAUGUGAUCACGUGGUUCAGCACACAGAUCGCCAUUUGUUACACAGUUGUGCCAUUUGUACUGCUGGCAGUGGGGCCUUCAAUAAAGUUUUAUAGAUCGUGGUACUGCUGCAUUCACCUGAUCUGUGUGCUGCUGGCACUGGUUUUACCCGUCAAGUCCAGACGCAGACGACAACAGGAAGAUUCGGGCGUCAUUCAGGCCAACGAACACAACUGUCUCUCCUCACCCGACAGCAACUGCAACCGGAAGCAGAAAAGCUCAUGAGGGCAGGAGAAAGCAGCUGGAGCCGCACACAGACACCUGAGGAACUCUGAUAUAUCAAAACGGACAGAUGCAGAGCGGCCAAAAUCCUCCUUCACAUCCAACCACACUGACAGUGACACCAACUCCAGCAACAAUACAGAGGAAAAAAAACAGACUGUAAACCCCAUAAUCACACAGGUGGGGCAAGUUCACGCUUUGGUUUUAAACAGGGAAUGGGAUGAGUAUUGAAAAUGGUGAAUAAUUAACGUAAUUGUCUGUUAAUCUGAAGUUGCCUUAAAGUCUCUGCGUAUAUUUAGGACCUGAAGCCUCAUACGGGGAAUCCUAAGCGGUCAUUGUUGGCUUAUAGCUUCACUACAUUAGUGCAGAAAGUCUAGCACUGGCAUCAGUUUCAAUGGUACCUAAAGGGUUUCUUGCCAGUGUCAGUUAAACACAGUAACCUCUGAUUUCAGUUCUUCUCAAUGCAAACGUGUGCGGUAGUGGAAAAGACAGUCCGGUUGUGUGUUGCCAAACUCAUAGGCCUUAGGUUGCAAACUCUAACCUUUGUUUAGUUUUCUUUGUUUUAUUGGGAGCGAGGGUCAAACAUAAGGGAUGUUUCAUUCUAUGUUUUUAUUUUUUUGUUUGCUUUUUUUCUCAGCGAUUUUUAAGGGCUUUUAGUUGUGUUUUAAUGGGUUGUAGGUUUCCUCAGGGCACACAGGUCUCAUGACAAACGACCAGAUGUUUCUGUUCAUCUAGGGAAAACAGAAGACAGUUCGCUAUUGCGCAGUGUAACAGCUUGAUUGGGUUUUGUGUUACAGACAUUUAUGGAAAGUGCAAUAACUGUAUUUUUUCCAUUGGUGCAAAUGGUGCACACGUUUAUGUUACAUCAACAAUAGGCAGAAUUGAAUAACACUUCAGUAUUUCAGUGCCCUACCACACGACAGUUUGGACAAACCACUCAA
This is a messenger RNA of Danio aesculapii, 2651 nucleotides long. It is a transcript of the gene mboat2a, whose product is annotated as membrane bound O-acyltransferase domain containing 2a. The record is from RefSeq and is a predicted model, not a curated record. Gene Ontology annotation, molecular function: acyltransferase activity. NCBI's taxonomy places the organism in Eukaryota, Metazoa, Chordata, Actinopteri, Cypriniformes, Danionidae. Gene Ontology annotation, biological process: lipid modification. Gene Ontology annotation, cellular component: membrane. The transcript is spliced from 13 exons. Bases 205 to 1713 code for a protein of 502 amino acids.